Molecule: messenger RNA, 3258 nt
Organism: Notothenia coriiceps (black rockcod)
Lineage: Eukaryota; Metazoa; Chordata; Actinopteri; Perciformes; Nototheniidae
Gene: paics
Product: phosphoribosylaminoimidazole carboxylase, phosphoribosylaminoimidazole succinocarboxamide synthetase
Exons: 15
Coding region: 16-3102 (1028 amino acids)
Biological process (GO): 'de novo' IMP biosynthetic process
Cellular component (GO): cytosol
Molecular function (GO): phosphoribosylaminoimidazolesuccinocarboxamide synthase activity
Source: RefSeq, a predicted model, not a curated record
CAGGUCAGCUCAAACAUGGAGAGAGGAGCAGAGAGACAAAGAGGAGGUGAUAGGGAGGUGGCAGAGGAAAAAGGCUCGGUGGAGAGGCAGUGGGGGGAGGCAGAGGUGCUGGCUCUCAUGACAGUGUGGGACGAGGUGGGAGCUCAGCACGUAGCAGAGAGCAGAGCCACAUUUGAGCUGAUUUCAGAGCGUCUGAGGAGGCUCAGUGUUGUGCGCAGUUGGUGGGAGUGUCAGGCCAAGUGCAGGAGCCUGGGACUCCAGAGCAGGAAGCCAGACGCAGCAGCAGGCACCUCAGCAAACUACAACCCAGGAGUGGAUGCAAGGCCAGAGGACAGCUGGGAGGAAGAGGAGGAAGAUGUGGGUAAUCAAAGAGGAAUCUACCAUCCCUCAGUCACUAUCCCAAUACAGGAAGGUAUCAAGAGUCUAAUCCAACAGACUCCUUACACUGCGAGUGUGGCUGAAGAGAGCGGGCGCCACUGGACGGACGAUGAGGUGCGAGCGCUGCUUUGCGUCUGGGCUGACCGGCACAUUCGGGAGCGCUUGAAGUGCACGCUGCGCAACAAAUCCAUCUUCCAGGAGAUGGCCCGUCAGAUGCAGAGAAACUUUGGGGUGGUACGCAACUGGAAACAAUGUCGAACUAAAUACAAGAACUUGAAAUAUGAUUACAAGACGGCCAAAAGCGCUCACGCUGUUGGAGGCAGCGGCGCAGGAGGCCCGGGGAAAUACAUGAAGUUCUUUGAUGAGGUGGAGGCAAUUCUACUGGACCGGGGGCUGGAAAACGGGACCGUGGAGAUGCAGAAGAGGUUGUAUGAGGGAGAAAUUGGAGCAGACAGGCAACAGACAUCGGCCUCAGAAAGUGAAGUUGUGAUUGAAAUUGACGAUGAUGAAAACAGUGAUGAUUAUGAUAUUGAUGGACACAUGGAAGCAAGAUGGAGAGGAACAGAUGCCAAUCUUGCACUCACGGAUCCGUCCAGCUCUGAGCAGUUCCACGUGGUCACGGUGUCGGACACGGGCCGAAACUGGAGUGACCAGGAGGUGCGAGCGCUCAUUCGAGUCUGGUCCGACGAGAGAGUGUGCAAACAGCUGGAGAGCUCGACUAGAAAGAGAGACAUCUUUGUCCAGAUCUCCAACAGGUUAAUGCAGCAAGGCAUUGAGCGGGACUGGAAGCAGUGCCACACCAAGUACAAAAACCUCAAGUACCUUUACCGCUCCCUUCAGAGGGGGAAGGGUGAAGAAGCUGACCCUAGGCGCCUUAUGAGGUUCUACGAUGAGGUGAAUGCCAUUAUGAAUCGCACAAGUGAUGGCUCACCGCAGGAGAACACAGGAACUGCGGACCACCAGGCAGAAUCAGACAGACUCACGAUGUUGGGGGUCCGUGAGGAGAACAAUCAUGUAGAUGUGCAUUUGAGAAAGAUGAACGCAGUGACCACAAUGGCAGGAGGAACUGAGGACCAAGCAUGUGGUUCUGAUACGGUCUCAUCUAUGUGCUUCGAUGUGACGCCGAACCACGAAGAACUGAGGCUGCAUGCACUCCAGGAGCUACGCUUUGAUCAACAGCAGAGAUUAAUGAGCUCUUGUGUAACGCGUGUAAAGACAGAAGUUAUCUAUUCAGCAAACAGAAGGAUGAAGAGGAAAGCUGUGGAUCAAGACUUCACACUCCAGACACCAGUCAAAAAACGGGUCACUGGCUGUGAUAACAUGGAGGCUGGAUGUAAAGAAGAGCAGGAUCACAUCCCGAUAAUGAAGAUCAAUUCAGUCUGUUCAAUAGCCUCACCUAAUCCAUCCCCACAGAGAGAGGACUGUCGGUUGUUGAAGAACACCACCAUGGCCUCCGCAUCAGAGUUGAAGAUUGGUAAAAAGCUACAUGAGGGAAAGACGAAGCAGAUUUUUGAACUUGAGGGUGAAUCCGGAGUGGUUCUGGUUCAGUCCAAAGACCAGAUCACAGCGGGGAAUGCCGUGAGGAAAGACCAGAUGGAAGGAAAGGCUGCCAUUGCCAACAAAACAACGAGCUCCGUGUUCAAGCUGCUGCAGGAUUCUGGCAUUAAAACUGCCUUUGUAAGGAACCACUCAGACACAGCGUUCAUUGCCACCCACUGUGAGAUGAUUCCUAUUGAGUGGGUAUGUCGCAGAGUGGCAACUGGAUCCUUCCUCAAGAGAAACCCAGGAGUAAAGGAAGGCUACCGCUUCUCCCCCCUGAAGAUGGAGAUGUUCUUCAAAGAUGAUGCCGCCAAUGACCCUCAGUGGUCAGAGGAGCAGCUGCUGGAGUCAAAAUUCUCUCUGGCUGGGCUCAAUAUCGGUCAGUGUGAGGUGGACAUCAUGAAUCGCAGCACUGUGGCCAUCUUUGAGAUUCUGGAGAGGUCCUGGGCCACUCAGAAUUGCACACUGGUGGAUAUGAAGAUCGAGUUUGGAGUGAAUGUCAAGACUCAGGAGAUUGUCCUCGCUGAUGUGAUCGACAAUGAUUCAUGGAGGCUGUGGCCGGCUGGAGAUCGGAGCCAGCAGAAGGAUAAGCAGGUGUACCGAGACCUGAAAGAAGUUACCCCUGAGGCGAUGCAGAUGGUGAAGAGAAACUUUGAGUGGGUCUCCGAAAGGGUCAAGCUGCUGCUGGAGCCCCUGGCCGGAGGCAGGGUGGUAGUUCUGAUGGGCUCCACCUCCGACCUGGCUCACUGUGAAAAAAUCAAGAAGGCCUGUAGCUCCUUAGGGAUCCCCUGCAUCCUGAGAGUCACCUCGGCACACAAAGGUCCGGAUGAGACACUCCGCAUCAAAGCUGAAUAUGAAGGUGAUGGCGUACCCACCGUGUUUGUGGCUGUGGCCGGCAGGAGUAACGGCCUCGGCCCGGUGAUGUCUGGAAACACUGCGUACCCGGUCAUCAACUGCCCUCCUCUCACUCCAGACUGGGGUGCACAAGAUGUCUGGUCAUCCCUGCGUAUGCCAAGUGGUCUCGGCUGCUCGACCAUCCUCUCCCCUGAGGCCGCUGCUCAGUUUGCCGCGCAGAUUUUCGGGUUGACCAAUCAUCUGGUGUGGUGCAAGCUGAGGGCCUCCAUGCUCAACACCUGGGUGUCUCUCAAGCUGGCUGACAAGAAGUUACAGGCCUGCAGCCUCUGAAAGGCUCCUUUCACCCUUGUGUUGUCUUCUUAGGCUCCAUGUUCUGUCACUGAUGUGUCUUUGUUUACCAUGAGAAGCCACUUACAGUAGAUGAAGUCUCCCUAUGAUUUCUCAAACAAAUAAAUCAUUCCAUUAAAGAAAGCUUCUUAAUUAAAA